Molecule: messenger RNA, 900 nt
Organism: Candida dubliniensis CD36
Lineage: Eukaryota; Fungi; Ascomycota; Pichiomycetes; Serinales; Debaryomycetaceae
Gene: NIT2
Product: putative hydrolase
Exons: 1
Coding region: 1-900 (299 amino acids)
Molecular function (GO): hydrolase activity, acting on carbon-nitrogen (but not peptide) bonds, in linear amides
Source: RefSeq, a predicted model, not a curated record
AUGCUGUCAUUAAAAGUUGCAGUGGGACAGCUUUGUUCAUCGUCAAAUCUUUCCCAAAAUCUUCGUGUGGUAAAGAAAUUGUUACAAAAAGCUCAAUUGGAAAAAGCUCGUAUACUUUUCCUACCAGAAGCAACCGAUUACAUCUCAAGAAACGCCAGUCAUUCAAUCGAACUAUCUCAGGAGGUUCAAAGUAACUUUUUAUCUCCAUUGUUGGAUUAUAUUAAAUCUUUAAAUGGAUCAACGUACUUAUCCAUUGGAAUACAUUUACCAGGAAACAAGAGAGUUCGAAAUCUACAUGUGUUAAUUGACCCCAAAGGUGCCAUAGUUUCUGAAUACCAAAAAGUGCAUUUAUUUGACGUCGAUGUGCCAAAUGGGCCAAUAUUAAAAGAACUGAAUGCUGUUGAACCAGGAAACAAAAUUGAAGACCCCAUUGCCAUUGAUGAGUUUAAACUAGGAUUAGGUAUUUGCUAUGAUAUUAGAUUCCCUGAAUUGGCUUUGAGGCUUCGUAAAUUGGGGAGUGAUAUUAUCACAUAUCCUAGUGCAUUUACAACUCGUACAGGAGAAGCUCAUUGGGAAUUGUUGUCUAAAGCAAGAGCCAUAGACUCGCAGUGCUUUGUCAUUAAUGCGGCUCAGUGUGGACAACAUCAAGUUGGAACAGACCCUAAUGAUGCAUCGACAGUAAUAAAAAGAAUAAGUUAUGGUGAUUCCAUAAUUGUUGGUCCAUGGGGUGAAGUUUUAGCACGAGGAGCAAAGUAUACAGACGAAUUGAAACAUGACGAUGAUGGUGAUUAUUAUGAAAUAAUUCAAGCAGAAUUGAAAUUAGACAAUUUAGAAUCAAUCAGGAGAAAUAUGCCAUUAUUAGAUCACCGAAGACCAGAUGUUUUUGGGUAUGAGAUAUAG